Molecule: messenger RNA, 567 nt
Organism: Caenorhabditis briggsae
Lineage: Eukaryota; Metazoa; Nematoda; Chromadorea; Rhabditida; Rhabditidae
Exons: 3
Coding region: 1-567 (188 amino acids)
Source: RefSeq, a predicted model, not a curated record
AUGUCUCUACUGCAGAAAAAGAGCAAAAUGGGGCCAGGACCAUUGCUGGCAAUCACAUCCAAACAUUUCAUGGAUGCAGCAUUGGAAGAUCCUGUUAUUGAGGAGCAGGUUGCAGAACUUCUCCAUCGUGAGACGUUCGAAUUCGAAUGCCUUUACGUAUUCGGGGAGCAUCGGCGAUUGUUCAACAUCGCCUUCAGUAGCAACUUCCCGUUGCCUACUGAAACUUUUUCAAUUGAAAUAAGAAUCACAAAGUGUCUCUUAUACGUUGAAGGAGUUUUAGUGGCAUCGAUGAAGCUGUCUAUUGAUGAUAGCGAGGCGUUGUUCUACGCCAAGACAGCGAUACAGAACGGAUUCGAAAAGUUUCGACUGUUCGUGAGAGGUCAUCCCAUGAAAGGAGAGUUCCGAGAGGAAAUUCUGUACGAUUUCCGCAGAAAACUCGGACAAGCGGCAUCACCGACGCCGGGACACUUCUCGAGGGACGCGUACGGAUGCACAGAGAUGCCCCUCGGGAAGGAUGGAGGACUCCAGAUGGUUUUUACAAGGAAUCCCGGUGCAACGAGGGAUUAA